Messenger RNA from Anastrepha obliqua, 708 nucleotides. RefSeq lists its product as uncharacterized. NCBI's taxonomy places the organism in Eukaryota, Metazoa, Arthropoda, Insecta, Diptera, Tephritidae. Bases 74 to 532 code for a protein of 152 amino acids. The transcript is spliced from 3 exons. The record is from RefSeq and is a predicted model, not a curated record.
AAGUGUGUAACCUGUGUACAAUUGGCGGAAGUAAUUUCUUUAUAAAAGCUAAAUCAUUGAGUUCAGUUCGAAAAUGGCAUCUGUUGGCGUAACUUGUUUGUUUGCAUUGUGGGCUACGCUUGCGGUGCAAGUAGCGUCACGUGAUGCACAAACGCCAACAACACUACCAAGAUGCUUUCCAGGGCUGAUUGUUGAUUGCAACCUCCGUCAUGAGGAUUUGGUAUGGUCCAAGGAUGAAAAUAACGAGUGUAUAACGGUUUUGAAUAAAUGCCUUUUCGAGCAAGCCAACUGUGCGCGUUACCGUCAGGAGCGUCCACUACUUGAGCAGGUAUCCAAGGCAGAAUGCCAAUCGCUGUGUGUGAAUGAUUGCUCCCAGGCGCCGAAAGAUACAGUUUGCGUGCAUCGUGGUGAAAAAUAUUGCACCUUCCCCAGUCAGUGUGAAUGGAGGAAGCAUCUGUGCAAUACGGGGGAAUUUUGGUUCCAAGAAGGUCCACGCCCUUGCGGUUCAAAUCCUGUUCCGUGUAUCGCUUAACGUACCUUUCAACUCGACAGCUCUUUUGAAGACAUACUCAAAUGCAACUUCUAACUAAUUUAAAUAAAGAUAAUUAUUUGUACACAAUCAGUUUCUUUCGAAAUACCUUAUUACUUUAACUUAAAAGUCCGCAGUUAUAAAGAAGAGUUUAAAAUAAACAUCUUAUAUCACUGUUA